This is a messenger RNA of Phragmites australis (common reed), 1373 nucleotides long. RefSeq lists its product as uncharacterized. Bases 133 to 1200 code for a protein of 355 amino acids. Gene Ontology annotation, cellular component: lipid droplet. The transcript has 14 exons. The record is from RefSeq and is a predicted model, not a curated record. Gene Ontology annotation, molecular function: lipase activity. Gene Ontology annotation, biological process: lipid storage. Lineage: Eukaryota; Viridiplantae; Streptophyta; Magnoliopsida; Poales; Poaceae.
UUCCAUUCGACUUUUUCAACCACCCAAAGCUACCUAAAUAACAGCCACUCUCGCCCUCCCGCGGGGGCUGCUCUCUUCUGCACUCUCCAGCGCUCCCCAAUUCCUCCUCGCCCCCAACCCGAUCGCGAUUGGAUGAGUAAGCUAGCGACUCGACUCGUCAAAUCGCCACCGGCUUCGCUCCGGUGCGCCGUUGAUCUCUGCAGCACGCAGCGCUUCAGGCUGUUUAAAUCGGUUUGCGGCGCGAGGUCAGGUGCUGGAUCCAUGGAGAGAGCGAGGCUCACACCGUUCCCGAGGGACCAGGCAACAACCAGGAUGUGCAUGGUGUCUAGCUUUGCUACAGAAUUGCUUGAGAUAAGGUCCAAGGAGCCAUCUCUCCACGUGCUGCUUAUUCCCGGAAAUCCAGGCAUUGUUGCAUUUUAUAAGGACUUUGUCGAAUCUCUCUAUGAAAAUCUCGGUGGGCAAGCAUCUAUUACAGCGAUAGGGCAUGUUUCACAUAGCCAGAAGGAUUCUGAGCACGGACGGUUGUUUUCAUUGCGAGAACAAAUUGACCAUAAGCUUGAUUUCAUUGAACAAGAGCUUCAACAUUCUGAACAAUCAAUUGUUUUGGUUGGUCAUUCAAUUGGUGCAUACAUAGGCCUGGAAAUCUUCAAAAGACUUCAGAACAAGAUAAAAUUUCUUGUAGGACUCUAUCCAUUUUUAACGUUGAACAAGAAUUCUGUAAAGCAAUCAGCAAUUGGAUAUAUCGCAAGGUCAUCACUCCUUAGUAAAGGGAUCAGUUCAUUUGUAUCUUUCAUCGGGUCACUCCAAGCUUCAAUUACGAGGGGCAUUGUGAGAAGGUUCCUUGGACCUUCAUGGUCUGUAACAGCUGUUGAUGCUGCAUGCUGCCAUCUUUUAAGGUACCAUACAAUGCGCAACGUUAUUUUCAUGGCAAUGACAGAGUUCCAAAAGCUUACUGAAGAACCAGACUGGACAUUCAUCAGAGCAAAGGAGGACGAAAUUGCUUUUCUAUUUGGUGUGGACGAUCACUGGGGUCCACUAUCUCACUUAGAAGAGAUAUCAAAGCGUGUACCCGGGGUUGCCUUAUCGGUUGAAACAGAAGGGCACACACAUGGCUAUUGCUGCACAGAGGCUGGAUCCUUUUGGGUUGCGGAGUACGUCGCAAAUUUGAUUAAAAGCCAGAUGCUAACUAGAAACAACUGAGGUUCAUUUGACAAAUGUAUUAUACAAUUCUCUUUUCAUAAGGCAAAGAGUAGCUGGACUGUGAUGGAGUUACUUUGACAAUAGGGAAGUUAAAAUUUCCAUUCCCAUAGUCCACAUUGUUUGACUUACUCUUUCAAGGGUUCUCUUUCAAUAGUGAUUCACCUCUUCUUCGA